Penicillium oxalicum is the source of this 1899-nucleotide messenger RNA. RefSeq lists its product as uncharacterized. Gene Ontology annotation, biological process: triglyceride biosynthetic process. The record is from RefSeq and is a predicted model, not a curated record. The transcript is spliced from 6 exons. Lineage: Eukaryota; Fungi; Ascomycota; Eurotiomycetes; Eurotiales; Aspergillaceae. Gene Ontology annotation, molecular function: diacylglycerol O-acyltransferase activity. Gene Ontology annotation, cellular component: endoplasmic reticulum membrane. Bases 1 to 1899 code for a protein of 632 amino acids.
AUGCCGUCCACAGCACAGGCUGUGACCACGGCUCAUGAACAUGCCGGUUCUCUGAGCAAUGGCAAUCCCGGGUCCACAGCUGAUGCCUCGGUGCCAGCACCGCCAUCCGCUGGCAGGAGGCGUCACAGCAAGUAUCGCCAUGUUGCAGCUUACCACGCUCACCUGCGACAUUCGAGUCUCAGCCGUGAUGCAGAAGCAUCCCCCAGCUUUCUCGGGUUUCGAAAUCUGAUGGUUCUCGUACUUGUGGCUAUGAAUCUUCGAUUGAUCAUUGAAAAUUUUAUGAAAUACGGGGUCCUUAUCUGCAUCAAGUGUCACGACUACCGACAACAAGAUGUCAUCCUUGGAUCGAUCCUGUUCGCCCUCGUACCGUGCCACCUCUUCCUGGCGUAUGCCAUUGAGCUCUCCGCUGCCAGCGCUGCAAAGCAGACAGUUGGCCAGCAGAAGCGGACUGCGGAGGAAAAAGAACGCGAUCAGCAGGCCUUCCGAUCCACCUGGCGUUACACGGCCCUGCUGCACACCCUGAAUGCGACAAUCUGCCUUGCCCUCACCAGCUUUGUUGUCUACUUUUACAUCCACCACCCGGGCAUCGGAACCCUCUGUGAGCUUCAUGCGAUCAUCGUAUGGCUCAAGAAUUGCUCAUAUGCCUUCACCAACCGUGACCUUCGGCUGGCCUUCCUGAACCCCUCCGCCGACCCAGAUCUCCCGGAAAUCUACGCAGCCUGUCCAUACCCGCGCAAUGUGACACUGGAAAACCUUGCGUAUUUCUGGAUGGCACCGACUCUGGUCUAUCAACCUGUUUACCCACGCACUGCCGCCAUUCGAUGGUCCUUUGUUGCCAAACGGCUGGCCGAGUUUGUAGGCCUUUCCAUGGUGAUUUGGCUCCUCUCGGCGCAAUAUGCGACCCCCGUCUUGCGCAACUCCAUCGACAAGAUUGCGGUUAUGGACAUUACUUCCAUUCUGGAGCGCGUCAUGAAGCUGUCGACGAUCUCGUUGAUCAUCUGGCUCGCUGGAUUCUUCGCCCUCUUCCAGGCGCUGUUGAACGCGUUGGCCGAGGUCAUGCGAUUCGGGGACCGUGAGUUCUAUACCGAUUGGUGGAACAGCUCUAGUCUUGGAGCAUACUGGCGAUCGUGGAACCGACCUGUCUAUCUGUUCAUGAAGCGACAUGUGUACUCGCCACUCGUCGGACGGGGCUGGAGCCCAUUUGCCGCCAGUACGAUGGUGUUCACCCUCUCUGCCAUUCUCCAUGAAAUGCUGGUAGGCAUCCCCACCCACAACUUUAUCGGUGUUGCCUUUUUUGGAAUGAUGUUCCAAUUGCCGCUGAUUACUUUGACCACGCCCCUGGAGAAGAUGCGUGGUCCGCACGGGAAGACGAUUGGCAACUGCAUCUUCUGGGUGAGUUUCUGUCUGGUUGGACAACCUCUGGGAGCUCUGCUGUACUUCUUUGCCUGGCAGGCCAAGUACGGAAGCGUCAGCCUGCCGUCAUUUGGUGUCGCCUUGGGUGUCAUUCCCGUUCUGGGCUUCAUCCACGGAACCAUCACCGGUAGCUUUCGCAAGCAGGCCAAGGUCCCCUACCCCCACUCCUACGCCAGCCUCGAGCAGUGCAAAGAAAACCCCAAGGCUGAGCAAUUCAACUGCGCCCAGCGCGCUCACGCCAACUUCUUGGAGAAUGCGUCGCAGACGAUGCUCUUCACCCUUGUGGCGGGUGUGAAGUAUCCCCAAUUGGCGACAGCUCUCAGUGCUGCUUGGGUCGUUUCGCGCUGUCUGUUCCUGUAUGGCUAUGUCUACUCGGGCAAGCCUCAGGGUCAGGGUCGAUUGAUCGGUGCGACCUUCUGGCUCGCCCAGGGUGCGCUCUGGGGAUUGAGCGUGUUUGGCGUCGGCAAGGAGCUGCUCUCAUGGUAG